AUGGCGGCGCUCAUGUACAACGUGAGUCGAGGAUUUGUAAUGUUAGGAGAGCGUAGUUUAUUGCAGAGAGGACGUUACCAGAUCUUGGUUAAUUCUAGGCGAUUUCUCCGAGGCCUCCGGCGGAGACCCGUGGCUGUGUUUUACCCGGAUGGUGAACGAGAGACAUUAAUAAAAUCAAAAAGAGCAACUGAUACAACGAGCCAGGGGUUCACACAGAAGGGCAAAACGAGAGAGCAAGUCAAAGAGAGAUCUGCUAACAAAAAGUGCAGCGGUCAUGUGUCUGAACGCGCAGAAGAGUCUCCUCAGAUUAAUAAACUCAAACUUGCAGGGCUGCGCUUUGAAAAGGCCCCUGCCGGAGACAACAGACUCGCGAGGGUGUCCAGCGUGGCCCGCUCCAGAACGUUUCGGGAUAAAGAGGGUAAGGUGCUGCUGGAGGGCCGGCGUCUGAUCUGUGACGCUCUCUCAGUUGGAGCGUCUCCUCAGAUGAUCUUCUUCAGUUUGCUGGAGCGACUGCAGGAGCUUCCUCUGGACAAACUACAGCAAGCCAAGCUCAUCAAGGUCAAGUAUGAAGACAUCAAGAUGUGGUCUGACCUGGUCACUCCUCAGGGUCUUAUCGCUAUAUUCUCAAAACCUGAUGCCUCCCGCCUGACAUUUCCAAAGGACGCACGUCUUCAGUCUGUGCCUUUGUUUCUAAUAUGCGAUAAUGUGCGAGACGCUGGAAAUCUGGGAACUAUUCUACGCUGUGCAGCAGCAGCAGGCUGUGACCGUGUUCUUCUAUCCAAAGGUUGUGUGGAUGCCUGGGAGCCCAAGGUUUUACGUUCGGCUAUGGGAGCUCAUUUCCGCCUUCCAGUCUUUCCAAACUUGGACUGGGAUGACAUUUCCAAGCACUUACCGAAGAAUGUGAUUGUCCAUGUUGCAGAUAACUAUAGCACUUCAACAAAACAACCCAUUUCAGGUCAAACAGAGAACGUUUCUUCAGAGGAUUACAGUGAAAGCGACUCUGAUGAUGAUGAUGAUGAUGAUGAUGAUGAAGAUGAAGAUUCUCUGCCGCACGUGAAGCCUCAGGUGUACCAUGAGAGUUGGGCUCGGGGAAGCACAGCCCUGGUCAUUGGUGGAGAGACGCACGGACUGAGUGUGGAGGCUCUUCAUCUGGCUGAGGAAACGGAUGGAAAGAGGCUUUUUGUGCCCAUGGCUCCAGGAGUGGAGAGUCUGAACUCUGCCAUGGCUGCUGGUAUUCUGCUGUUUGAAGGCAGACGGCAGUUUCUGAUGUUGUCGGACAAAUCGCGGAGAAGAGCAAGAACUAAAAUGUUGUAGUAGAGUGUUUUUCUUGUAAUGUAAAAAGAUAUUUCAUCAA
This is a messenger RNA of Danio aesculapii, 1354 nucleotides long. RefSeq names its product mitochondrial rRNA methyltransferase 3a (gene mrm3a). The coding region runs from base 1 to 1314 and encodes 437 amino acids. NCBI's taxonomy places the organism in Eukaryota, Metazoa, Chordata, Actinopteri, Cypriniformes, Danionidae. Gene Ontology annotation, molecular function: RNA methyltransferase activity; RNA binding. The transcript is spliced from 4 exons. The record is from RefSeq and is a predicted model, not a curated record. Gene Ontology annotation, biological process: RNA processing.